Messenger RNA from Macroventuria anomochaeta, 285 nucleotides. Its product is annotated as DNase I-like protein. Gene Ontology annotation, molecular function: catalytic activity. The record is from RefSeq and is a predicted model, not a curated record. The transcript has a single exon. The annotation marks the transcript as partial. Lineage: Eukaryota; Fungi; Ascomycota; Dothideomycetes; Pleosporales; Didymellaceae.
CCCCAUGGCUCCCUUCUGCUUGGAGACUUCAACACUCACCACCCUUGGUGGGAGCCUCAGUGCCUUGCUGUCUCUCCAGGAGCAGACUCCUUUGUGGAGUGGAUUGAGUCCCAGCACCUGGAGCUGCUCAACACCCCUGGCACUGGCACCUUUUUCCGGUCCAACAUGAGCAGAGAGAGUGUGCUGGACCUGUCCUUUGUCUCCCAGGACCUGGCUUCUAGGGUGGAAGACUGGCAAGUCCUUCCCAGCAUUGGCUCUGACCACCAUGGCAUCCUCUUUGCCAUC